This is a messenger RNA of Ananas comosus (pineapple), 1511 nucleotides long. Its product is annotated as transcription termination factor MTEF1, chloroplastic-like. The coding region runs from base 33 to 1208 and encodes 391 amino acids. Lineage: Eukaryota; Viridiplantae; Streptophyta; Magnoliopsida; Poales; Bromeliaceae. Gene Ontology annotation, biological process: regulation of DNA-templated transcription; chloroplast organization. Gene Ontology annotation, cellular component: chloroplast. The record is from RefSeq and is a predicted model, not a curated record. Gene Ontology annotation, molecular function: double-stranded DNA binding. The transcript has a single exon.
CUCAUCGUGUUCGACAAAAUUCCGCAACCACGAUGCUCCACAAAACCUCCCAUGUCGCCUCCUCCCUUCUCCUUCGCCAUGGGAGAAGAACCCUACUUCUCCCUACAAAUCUCUUGAACCCUGCGUAUCUCCACCUCCUCCUCCCCUUCUCCUCUUCAACCUCCUCCGCCACCAUCGCCCAAACCCCACCUCACUUCAUGGUGGAGUACCUCGUCUCCCACUGCGCCUUCUCCCCCUCCGAGGCCUCCAAAGCCUCGAAGUACUUCCUCCACCUUCGCUCCACCCAGAAGCCCGACUCCGUCCUCCGCUUCCUCCGCGGACUCGGCUUCGACAGCUCCAACGUGAAGACCCUCGUCGCGUGGUGCCCCCGCCUCCUCACCGCCGACGUCGACAAAACCCUAGAGCCCAAGAUCGCCGCGAUCCGCGUCCUCGGCUUCUCCGAUGCCGAGGUCACCGCCCUCGUCUCCGCCAACCCCUCCGUGCUCCGCCUCUCCAACAUCCUCCCCAAGAUCGAGCUCCUCCGCGCCCACCUCCCCUCCAAAGCCUCCCUCCUCAAGGCCCUGCGGAGGGACCCGACCCUCCUCCACUGCAACCCUAACAAGAGCAUCGUCCCCAACUCCUCCCUCCUCCGCGAGCACGGCGUCCCCGAUUCCAAGAUCUCCGCGGCGAUCCUCAACAUGCCGUGGCUCCUCACCCGGAGAGCUUCCUCCUUUCGCGACCUCGUCAACCAAACCGUGCGCCUAGGGUUUCCGCGCGGGUCGGGCAUGUUCCUGUACGCGCUUCACGCCAUCAGCAGGAUGAGCAAGGAGACGUUCCAGGCGAAGCUCGAGCUCAUGAAGAGCUUCGGGUGGUCGGAGGCCGAAUUCAGCUCAGCCUUUAGGAAAUCUCCCAACUUUUUGACUCGGUCCAAUGAGAAAUUGAGGGCUGCUAUGAAAUUUCUCGUCGAGGAUGUAGGAUUGGAUCCCGCAUAUAUCGCGGAGCACCCGAUGUUACUCUUGUUUAGUCUCGAGAAGAGGAUAAAGCCUCGACAUAAGGUGCAUCAGAUUAUGAAGGUGGAGGGUUUGUUUGGCUCGAAAGCUAGCUUGCUAUCAAUUGCAUUCUUACCUGAGGAGAAGUUUCUCGAACAUUAUGUAGCCCGGCAUAUCGAAAAAGUUCCAGCUCUCCGAGAAUAUUAUGAGACUGCUCGCCUCGGGAAAGUUCUGGCUUAAUGUAGCAAUGGCAGAGUCUUUAUAGGAGGAUUGCUUUUGGUUGAUUUGGUUGGUUAGUUUUUGUUGACAUGGAAUUGGCAUGGAGCUAAUGGUGAGAAAAGCAUAUGAAAGGCAUGAAGCUGUUUCGCUCUCAUGCAGAAAUGUGAGGACGCGUUAACCUUUUGUAGCAGAUUAUGUCAAGUUCCAGUGUUAGCUUAGGGUUAUUGCUAUUUAAACUGAUUUUGAAGCUUAUCAAGUGUCUAAUGAGGUUGCUAAAUUUUAUUCUGUCUAUGAUGCGAGUCACUUUUCUUGAUGAGGAACUUA